Molecule: messenger RNA, 2898 nt
Organism: Oppiella nova
Lineage: Eukaryota; Metazoa; Arthropoda; Arachnida; Sarcoptiformes; Oppiidae
Source: the annotation of a GenBank genome assembly
AUGGAUACUAUGGGUGCAAAAGGCUCUGAACUGGAAUCCAUUCGCGCCUUAUUUAACGAGAAGGAGAAGGAGCUGUCAGUGGCGUUGACUAAAGUGGAUGCCCUCACCAGACAAUUGGAGGAACUGAGCAAAGGAAAUACAGCUAAUAGUUAUCAUAUUAACGGCAUCUCAAAUGCAAAGCAUGGCAUCGAAUUGGAAAAGUUAAGACAAGAACUACUGUAUCGAAGCAAAUUGAGUGAACAGAAUGGACACGAAUUAAUGCUUAAAAGAGGUUUAUUAACGCAAAGGCAGUCCGAUAUGGUUCGUGUGGACAAAAGGAUCAGUGAAUUGCAGCAAAGACUGGCCAGAAAGCGACAAAUCAAUGAACAAUUAUCAUCACAAAUGCAUUCAAAUCUAAUUCGCGCCAAUAAUAAUGGAUUUGAUGAGAAUCAGCUUCAUAUUAAUGGACUGCUUCGGAGCUCAUGUCACAGGGGAGACAGGAGUAAAGUCAGUCAAACCAUGAGACCAUUGAGUGCUAACAUUAAUAUCGCUGCCGUCGAGCCAGUACUCAGGGAACAGACACAGAGAAUCAAUGAGUUUGAUCCGCACAUUAACGCCAAUAAAGACUUUAUGGGCUGCAAACAGGACCAUAAGUACCAAACCCUACCAUAUAAUACAAAGUUUGGAGUGAGACAACAACCACAUUAUCAACUGUACGGCCAGAGUUUGGUCUCCAAUCAGUUGUGUGUCUCGACUCCAGACAGCGAUAGAAUUCAUUGCGAGCUCACGGAUGAGACAAAUAACGAUAACAACAUUGAGACAAACGCCAAGAAUUCAGUGUUAGAGGAGAGACCGUCGCCAUCGGGAAGCAGUGGCUCUUCGGAUCGGGCGUCCAUUCCUCACAAUCACAACGGAAUGACUGCCUAUAAGUUGCAACAAAUGCACAAUUCUGUCAAUAACUGCAACUCAGCCCAACAUCCCUAUCAAAAUGUCAAUCCAAAGAUGUAUAACGCGUCUAAUUAUAUGGAGCCCAACACUAACUCAUACAAUAAUAAUAAGCAAGGGAAACACAACCAAAUGAUUACUAAUAAUAAUAACCAAAAUUUAAUAUCAACCCAUAAAAUACAAAGCAAUUUAAUGAAUUCAAACCAAAGUGUCAUUCAAAGCCAAUGUGUGCCAACAAAUACCCCGAAUACAACUCAGUCACAUACAGCUAAUAAUGCUUCAAAAGUGCCACUAACUAAACCCAAACCCAUUGUACCCCCAAAGCCAUCCGUACCCGUGAAACCCACUCCACCGCCCCGUCAAACACCAAAUCAUUCACUUAGUGCUCAAACCCAUAACGAAUCACAGGAUAUGAAUGCCUUCACAACUAACAUGAGAUAUAUUAAUAAGAAAUCGCCCAAUCAUUUGACCAAUUCUAGUAACGCACCCAUAAAUACAUCUAAUACUGGAUACAAUAGGCUUCCUCUUACAUCUCUGGCCAUUCAAAAGACAUAUAACACUAUCAAUAGUAAGACUGGAUUAAUGAUUCAACAGCUGCCACACCAUUGCCAACAACAGCACCAAUUGAUCCAUCAUUCCUAUGAGGAUAAGACCAGCAAAACGACUCCAAUCCGUAAUACUAGUGAACCAUCGCAUCAGUUAUCACAAGCCAACGAGACAACAGACGGUUCCCAUUUGAAUGGCCCCACCAGUGCUACCAGUGCUCUGGCAUUAGAUAUGAUGUCAUCGACAUCUUCGCUCUCUUCUUCAUUAUCGUCUCAAAACAAUGUAAACAAUUGUGACACGAAAUUAAUGAUAAGCACAAAGAAUGGCAAUAUAAGUAAUAUAACCGAUAAUUGCAAUUCAUUACAACCCAAGAGUGAGGGCAGAGACAGUACUUACGGCUCAAUCAAAACUAAUGGCAUUAAUAAUAAUCAUAAAAGUCUUGUUACGACUCUCGCAAACAUAUCAUCCAUUAAUACCAUUAAUAAUAAUAACUUAUCCAAUGAUUGGCAUAAAGAUAAAAGACGUCCAGUUGUGGCCAAUAACGAGAUGGAGCAGCAAUUGGCUCUUCAAGUGUCAGCUGAGACUAAGAAAUCAAUUGACUUCGAGUCCACCCAUACAGUAGUAUCGCAAACACAGUCCGACGUCAAGUCUAUUCCUCAGCCAUUGUCUGAUUGUAUUAAAGAUAAUUCACACCAAUUGAAUGCGAAUAUAAACAAAAUUCAAUCCGAUUUAACGCAAACAAAAUCUGAUAAAAGUGUCGACAAAGACAGUGAAAGUGAUAUAAAUCUAAUCAAAGAGCAGCCGUCGAAGGAACUAAAGACUGAGGCCGAGGAUGAGACCACUCGCCAGGGAUUUGAGUUUAAUUUGAUGAUUGAGAGCAACAAUAAGAAAGACAAUUAUUGCGAUCAGAGCGCGGAUUCGGAGCUCAAUGUUUUGCCAAACCAUAAGAGUAUAGUGGGCUCUAAGCGAGUGAAAGGAAAUCUGAAGUGUCAACAACUGAAUGAUAACGAGGACCACAAGAACACAUCCAAUGGGAAGCAUCCAGUGGUGAGCAGACGAGUCAGUUUUGAUCCGCUCGCCCUUCUCUUGGAUGCCGCUCUGGAGGGAGAGCUCGAACUCGUCAAGAGAACUGCCAAAGAAAUUGCGGGGCACAUAGCCUUCCUGGUCGUCACCCCUGGCCCACCACCAGUCGCGCUCCUGAUCAUCGCCUCUCCUGAUGACUGUCAUAACGUUUCCCUCUUUAAAGCUAAGUUCGUCAAGUUAAGACCGCAAACGGCACGUACCGUAAAGAUAUUGGGAACAGCCGUCAAAUCCUUCCUCAUCCUCUUCACACUUCUCGGCAGCCGUUUCCUUAUCCGACAGAGUGGUGGCGAAAAUACAGGCGCCCUUCUCAACCAGGAAUUUCACCAUGGACAGGUUAUUGCAUGA